AUGAUCACGAAAACUAUUGCCAUCAUCGGAUGCGGAGGCAUGGGCUUAUCCAUCGCUCGGCGCCUCGGUGCUGGCCGUCGACUAUGUAUCGCCGACUUCUCCGACGGAGUCCUCUCCGCCGCACAGGAAACCUUGACAGACGACGGUUACACGGUAGAAACAUUUCAGGUAGAUGUUUCUGACUAUGCAUCCGUUAGCGGCUUUGCACAGGCGGCUGCAUCACAAGGUCCCAUCGAAGGAGUCAUCCACACAGCCGUCGACCUCCUCGGCACCGCCAACGCUAUUGAGGCAUUCUUGGAAGUGGCGCAGUCUGGAACGAGCAUGGUCUGCAUAGCCAGUAUGGCCGGUCACAUGGGAUCAGGCUUGCCAUCGGAGCUCGAGCGUCAUCUUGCUACAGCCUCCAGGGAACAAUUGCUGGACCAUCCCGCUUUGAACAUUGAUCCCAGCGACCACCAUGGACCUGCACGGGCGUAUGGUCUUUCGAAACGUGGAAAUAUACUUCGUGUCCAAGCUGCCGCGAAAAUUUGGGGGCGUGUUGGGGGAAGAGUAAAUUCUGUUAGCCCUGGAGUAAUCUCUACAAGGGCUGGCAGACAGGAGAUCAAUGGUCCAGCUGGCAAAUUUAUUGCCAUGAGCCCUGUUGGUCGCGUGGGCACACCGCAGGAUGUUGUGAAUGCCGUGGCAUUCUUGGCGAGUUCGGAGUCGUCUUUUAUUACGGGCAAUGAUAUACUAGUGGAUGGUGGGGUCGUGUCAUCAUUAAAGUGGGAUAGUUUAUAG
Molecule: messenger RNA, 774 nt
Organism: Aspergillus neoniger CBS 115656
Lineage: Eukaryota; Fungi; Ascomycota; Eurotiomycetes; Eurotiales; Aspergillaceae
Product: short-chain alcohol dehydrogenase like protein
Exons: 2
Coding region: 1-774 (257 amino acids)
Molecular function (GO): oxidoreductase activity, acting on the CH-OH group of donors, NAD or NADP as acceptor
Source: RefSeq, a predicted model, not a curated record